This is a messenger RNA of Sphaerulina musiva SO2202, 1034 nucleotides long. RefSeq lists its product as uncharacterized. The coding region runs from base 63 to 1034 and encodes 323 amino acids. Lineage: Eukaryota; Fungi; Ascomycota; Dothideomycetes; Mycosphaerellales; Mycosphaerellaceae. The record is from RefSeq and is a predicted model, not a curated record. The transcript has a single exon.
AUCCCAUCCACAGGCGGGCCACCUGCACUGUUCUCCCCGGCUUCACACAGGGUCCAAUACCAAUGGCAUCAUCCGCCUCCCUCCUCAACCUACCGACCGAGGUGCGCCUGAUCAUCUGGUCCUACCUAUUCGUGGACGAAUGGGUAUACAUCAGCCCAUGCAACUCCACCCCCGAACCACAAAAGCCACUUCAUCAUCAAGAGCACCUUCCCGCAAUCAUGAGAACUUGCUAUGAGCUCCAGCAAGAAACUGCUCCCGUCUACUACAGCAGCGUCCACGUCCAUUUCGAUGUCUUGCCUGGUGUUAGACCAAUGUGUCUUGUUCACUGGUUGGAUGAUAUUGGAGAAGCUUAUGCGAGACUUGUGAAGAAUUUUCAGAUCAGAUGGAAUUGUUAUGUGGAUGUUAGUUUGGAGUUGAAUCCAUCCGGAUCAUCUCGAAAUUCUAGCAUCUAUCGACGAAUGCGAGCGGAAGAUGAUGAUGAGAAGAUUUCUGGCUAUUAUCAACAACAUCAUCAUCAUCAUCAACGCCUCGCGGAAAUCUCCCUCCAGAACAAGAAGAGCAACAACAACACCAUCAUCGAACCCCCAACAGCAGUUCACAUAGCACCCACCUACACCCUCCGCAUCCAAGCCGUCAUUCCUCCUCCCUUUUUCUUCCAAUUCUUCUUUUCGCCAAAAACAACAACAAGCACAACAAGCACAACAAGGCCAAAAGUGUCAGCCCCAGGCCCUCUCCACCACCCGGCCCAAUUCUGGAAACUCCACGGUACAGCAGAUUUCUGUCGUACUCUAACGCAUAAUCUCGCGCGAGAACUCAGCUCCGAACGUUCUCAUUCUCAUUCUCAUUCUCCUCGUUACACUGGGGAUAUUAAUACUGCUAUUGCUACUGCUCGAGUGGCACCAUCACUACCAUCACCACCACCACCGCCAUCAUUAUCAUCAUUAUUGGAAGAACGAAUGGAAGAUUUUAUCAUGGGAUUUGUGAAUGUCGUGGAUGAUCAUGCUCAGGCUUUGAGGUGGUUGGGGUAUUGGUAG